AUGUUUUCAGUUCGUAACUUGAAUGAAUGAUGAGUAAUCUGUGACUGAAAUAUAAUCUUAGUUCAUUCAAUUCGUUCCUACACUUUUAUGUGAGUUGUGUGAUAUUGUGGAUUUAUUUACUUUUACAAAAGAAAAUGAAUUAAGAUGUGAUAAUUCUGAUUUAAAUAGCACAUAAUUAAGAAAAGCACUGAACUUGAUCUGAUAACGAAUCUUAAUUAAUUACAAAAUGGAUAUACAUCGAUCGACUGUGUUACGACUGUGUGUGUGGGUGAGCCUGUUGGCUCUAUGUGGGGCCCAACGCGCAGAGCAACUUCUGGCACAGAAUCCUUGCUCCAGCAAGACGACGUGCAGUGACUGCAUCCGCACGGCCAGCUGCGCUUGGUGUUUUGCAGCAGAGUUCAAUGGCCCUCGGUGCUUCAACCCUGCCAUGGAGCGAGAUGGCACUGCAGGAUGUGAAGAAUCCUACAUAUUCAACCCAGAUAAUAAACGCUCUGUCGACCCCAUGUACAAUAUGGAGUUAAGCAGAGCUAAGUCUAGAAUGGGCAUGUCUGCUGGUUCAUCUUCUUAUGAAGAGUCUUACAGUGCACAGGGCAGUAGCUUUGCUGCGUCGGGAUCGGCAGCAGGCGCAGGCGCUGAAGCAGGUGGCGAAAGAUUGGUGCAGAUGAAACCUCAGAAAGUGAAUCUCAACCUCAGAAUGAAUCAAAUGCAGAAACUUACAUUUGCGUACUCCAGAGCUCAAGAUUAUCCUGUUGACUUGUAUUACCUUAUGGACUUGAGUAGAUCUAUGAAAAACGAUAAAGAGAAACUCAGUACACUGGGAAGUUUACUGUCUGCUACCAUGAGGAAUAUGACGUCCAUGUUCAGGAUCGGAUUCGGCUCCUUUGUAGAUAAACUAGUCAUGCCUUAUGUAUCUACAGUGCCUAAGAAUUUGAUAUCACCUUGUGACGGUUGCGCAGCGCCUUAUGGAUACCAAAAUCAAAUGUCUCUGAGUACUGACACCGACUUCUUUGAGAAAGCAGUAGCUAACGCAGACGUGUCGGGCAACUUGGACGCCCCCGAAGGAGGGUUCGACGCGAUCAUGCAAGCCGUGGUGUGCAAGCAACAGAUCGGCUGGAGAGACCAGGCUAGGAGACUGCUUGUUUUCUCCACAGACGCUGGUUUCCAUUAUGCUGGCGACGGAAAGCUCGGUGGUAUCGUCCAACCUAACGAUGGCGAAUGUCACAUGAAGGACAACACGUACACACACUCGACGUUGCAGGAUUACCCCAGCAUUUCACAGAUUAAUCAUAAGGUGAAGAAGCACGCUAUCAACGUAAUCUUUGCGGUAACGGCGGAACAGAUCAGCGUGUACGAACAACUGAGCAAGCACAUCGAAGGUUCCAGUACGGGAGUGCUGAGCAACGAUUCCGAUAACAUCGUCGACCUCGUCCGGGAACAAUACAACAAAAUUACGUCAACUGUAGAAAUGAAAGACUCAUCGAGUGACGCUGUGCAAAUAGUGUAUUACUCAUCUUGUCUCAGCGGCAAAGAACUCGCACAGACGAACAAAUGCGACGGAUUAAAGGUUGGCGAUGUCGUGGAAUUCACGGCUGAGAUUACAUUGAAAGAAUGUCCCAAAGACCGCAGCAAGUGGAAGCAGACUUUCGAGAUUUCCCCCGUCGGUAUCUCUGACAGCCUCACUGUUGAACUGGAAAUGGUCUGCGAUUGUCCCUGUGAACAGCCCAAUCAUCACGCGUACAACGACAGUCCGCUAGUAUGCAGCGGCGAGGGCGUGUCUGCGUGCGGGGUGUGCGUGUGCCGGCCGGGCCGCUUCGGCAAGAACUGCGAGUGCUCGGCGCACGGCGGCGUCUCCGCCGAGCAGGAGCGCGGCUGCCGCCCCACCAACGCCAGCGCCGGCCCGCUCUGCUCCAACCGCGGCACCUGCAUCUGCGGCGUCUGCGAGUGCAACAAGAUGGACGACCCGCUCAAGGUGAUUUCUGGCCCGUUCUGCGAGUGCGAUAACUUCACGUGUGACAUGAACAAGGGUUUGCUCUGCUCGGGCCCCGACCACGGGGAAUGUGUCUGUGGCAAAUGUAGCUGUACUCCCGAGUACACCGGACCAGCUUGCCAGUGUUUGAAGGACCAAACUCCUUGUCGAUCACCUGAAAACAACGAAAUAUGUAGCGGUAACGGAAAAUGUGUCUGCGGUCAAUGCGUGUGUAAUGUAGAUGACGACCGUCAUUAUUCCGGAAAAUACUGUGAAAAAUGUCCCACCUGCCCAGGCCGCUGUGGUGAAUUCAAAGACUGUGUAUUAUGCGAGGUACACAAACGUGGCCCGCUGUACAAUGCCGACACAGACACCUGUGGAGAUUGUGCGCUCUAUCCUAUAAUCGAAGAAGGCAAAAUUGAAGCGAACGAAUCUCGAAACGAACAUUUGUGUAGUUUCUACGACGAUGAAGAUUGUUUAUAUGUGUAUGUGUACUCCUACAAUGAGAACCAGCAGCUUGUCAUUAGAGCGCAGAAGGAACGGGAAUGUCCCAAGAAGGUACCAAUCUUGGGAAUUGUGUUGGGAGUGAUCGCUGCGAUAGUGUUGGUUGGUUUGGCUUUACUGAUGUUAUGGAAGAUGGCGACUACUAUACACGACCGCAGAGAGUUUGCGCGCUUCGAGAAAGAACGUAUGAUGGCCAAAUGGGACACGGGCGAGAACCCUAUCUACAAGCAAGCGACAUCGACCUUCAAAAAUCCUACAUAUGCUGGAAAAUAAUUGUAUUACAUUACACAUAAAUAGUCAGCAAAUAAAAUAGUCGUUUCAAUACGUACAACAAUCGAAUGCCGCAUUUAUAAAGUUAUCAAGAUGUCAGUAUUUAAUGAAAUUUGGUGUUUAUAGAAUUUUUAUUAAAAUAGAUCAUUAUAAUCAUGUUAAAUUGAGAAAUGUUUUGGAGAGUUGCCUUAAAAAUGUGCCUUUCUGUAAUUUAUUGUCAUUGCACAAGUUAGUGCCUGAAACGUUUGGUAUAUGUAGCUUUUUAUUUCAUUUAGUUUCUACAUUUUUACAAGUUAAACAAAAUCUACAUUAUUGUAGAAAUGUUUAUAAAUACAAAUGCACACAGUCUGUAUUUAAGUCUUACAUUUAUUUUAUACUACAUUUUAUCAGAAGGUCUGUUUAAUCUCAGGAUGUGUAUUGUACGCUUUUUGUACUUAUGUGUGAAUGAAUGUCGUAUGUACUUAUGUGUUCGUGUGUAGCUUCGUCAAACCGAACGUAUCGCGGGGUGCUACAAAUAUACAUUAUAUAUAUUUACCCAGUAUUUUAUAUACGUAUGUUAAGACCACGGUGCGUUCGGUAGGUUGUAGUUUAGAGCUUUAUAAUGUUUAUAAUAUUAUUGACGAAAGUAAUCCUAAUUUACAAUACUGACUAUUAUUAUCUAAUUAUGGAUUGACUUUGACUUUUAAAUCUCAUUUUGAUAAAUCAAUUUUAAACAAUCAGUCCUCCAUUUAGUCAAUUUGCAUCCCGUUGUUACUAUUUAAGUGUAUUUCUAAUACGAUUAAUAUAAGAGCAAGAUACGUAUAUAUUUAUGACCCUGUAUAAUAAUUACUAAUGAGUCUCUAUAUUUAGUAAAUCAAUUUGUAAACUCUAUUUUUGUUUGAUCAAAAUGUAUCAGUUUAGACACUGCCAUUACUAUAAUACAAGGCGGACGAUUACUAUAAUAGAGUGCCUUUUGAUUGUACUAUUGUUCGUACUUUGGAAAAUUUCGGCGUAACGUCAAAGAAUCUUAUCCCAUGUGAUCUCAGGUAUAUCGGAUUUAUCAUUUCGUCCAUUACAAUAAUGUAUUACGACGAUACGCCAAAUACUCUCAGAUGUACGCAGUGUACUAAUACGAUAAUCCUCUAAAAUAUAAAGUACGCUAUGUACAGAUUUGUUGAGGUAAUCUCCGUCAAUCUUCAAUAGACGUCGUAUGUCGCGUUGUACAACAACGACGCGACUUUACUAAAGCUUCCCUUACUCCCCGUCGUGCCUUGUUAUAACAUGAAUAAUAACUAGUGCCAUUACUAAUAUUAUAGUGUGUAAAAGAAAAUUAUUAUUUAUUUCAAAUAUUAAAGUUGAUAAUUAUGUAGAAAAGUAAUAUUAUUGUAAUUUAGUAUUUAAGAUUUUGUAUUGAAUAAGACUAAGUUUCGACUUUUGACAUCCUUUUUAAAUAUAUAGUAUUUUUUAUGUUUUUCUUAUUGUGAAAAUUGCCUUUGACUAGAAUGAUUUAUAUGAAAUUCAAAAAUAAAGAAGCAAUGUGUAGCUUCUUAUAUUGGUCCCACCAGUCGUUCCAAAUAAAAUGCUAAUCCUGACGCUAAUCGACAAAUUGUUACGCCGAGCAGGUAAUCGAAUGAAAUUACUUCGAGCAGGAAAAUAUUCAGUUUAUGUGAUUUCAUCAAUACCCUAAUGAACAGAUUGUCUGAAAUUAUGGCAGAUUUCUUUGAGUUAAUCCGCUUUUUUGACCCAAUUGUAAAUAUUUAGUUUUAACAUGCGAAAGAGAUAAGCAGUUGUGGCUUCUAAUAGUAGCUAAUAAAAAUUAACACAA
Spodoptera exigua (beet armyworm) is the source of this 4544-nucleotide messenger RNA. The record is from the annotation of a GenBank genome assembly. Lineage: Eukaryota; Metazoa; Arthropoda; Insecta; Lepidoptera; Noctuidae.